Molecule: messenger RNA, 853 nt
Organism: Aricia agestis (brown argus)
Lineage: Eukaryota; Metazoa; Arthropoda; Insecta; Lepidoptera; Lycaenidae
Product: serrate RNA effector molecule homolog A-like
Exons: 14
Coding region: 53-793 (246 amino acids)
Source: RefSeq, a predicted model, not a curated record
CAUGCGUGGCCAGUUGUUUGUGUAGUAUUUUUUGUAGUGCCAUAUAAGAAAUAUGAUGUUGUUGAGUUUUUUAAUUAUUUGCUUAUUCACCGUUACAACAAAUGCUUCGGAUGUUGAUCAUGGCUUUGCUUUUGAAUCAUUUUUCCCAAACAGUUGCGAAACCUUGGAUAUUGAGGUGGAGUGCACAUUUUGUGAGUCCCGUAACCAAAGUUUUAUGCUGACACAUAAAAAAGCUGCAGAUCCUCCACCUCUGACGCCACUGUCUCCGCCUCGACCUCCAACGCCUCCAAGUCCAAGUCUUCGGGAAGAUACAAAAAAAGAUAAUGGAACUACAGAACCAGAUACAAAAAAAGAAAAUGGAACUGCAGAACCAGAUACAAAUAAAGAAAAUAGAACUGCACAACCAGAUACAAAUAAAGAAAAUAGAACUGCACAACCAGAUACAAAAAAAGAAAAUGGAACUGCAGAAUCAGAUACAGAAAAACAAAAUGGAACUGCUGAACCAGAUACAGAAAAACAAAAUGGAACUGCUGAACCAGAUACAAAAAAAGAAAAUGGAACUGCAGAACCAGGUCCUAUAAAUGUUGAAAAUGAUCAUCAAGACGCCGAAGCGCAUACUGGUGGAGAAAAAGUCGUACACAACUCACCUGCGAAUGUCAUAUUAGUAGUCGUCCUGUGCCUAAUAGGAUCUGUUGGUGCUUUUAUGUUGGCUAAUUUUAUUACAAAGAAGAUAUCGGUACACCAGCAGUCAGGAACUUACCAAGUCUCAGAGCAGGGUAAUUCUCCCAUUUAGUGGUCAUCAGGACGAGAGGAAUUAGUAGAAUAAUCGUAAUAUCAGUUAUUAAAAUAUGAU